UUUUUCUCUUCCCGCGAGAUUUCCCAGAAGGCGAGAACAAGAAGAAGAAGCUGCCAUGCUAACGACUUGUUAGCUUUGUGUUCUGGCAGUUUCGCGUCCAGCUGGAUGGAGGAGACAACGUUAUUCUGUUAUUAAGGAAGGGUUUCCAGAGACUGGAGUCCUGCAGUCACCUCCCCAAUCAUCAUCCGCCUCAGGGUGGAGUUGAAGAUGUAGCCAAGAGUGCAGUGGGUCAUCUCUGCAGUACCUUACCAUUCCUGCCCAGGCAUAAUCAGUGACUUAUCACCUCCCCACCCUCUGCCACCCUAACAAAGUGGAGCACUUUGGCCCCUUACCAGGGUUGCCUAGUGCGUGACUCGGCCGUCCUCAGUCAGUCCGUCCCCUGGUUGAAGACCCUGCUGUCCUCAGCUAUGCUGUUCUCCCUGAGGGAACUGGUCCAGUGGCUGGGCUUUGCCACCUUUGAACUCUUCCUCCACCUGCUAGCUUUGCUUGUCUUCAGCAUGCUGGUUGCUCUGCGAGCUGACCUGUUCACCCCCUCGCUGAGCUGGUGGCUGGUGUUCGUCCCGCUGUUUGCUGCCGACGGCCUCAGCACCUACUUCACGGCCAUCGUGUCCAUCCGUCUUUACCAGGAGAAUGAGAAGCGCCUUGCAGUGCUGCGGCUCCUCUGGGUGCUGACGGUGCUCAGCCUGAAGCUGGUGUGCGAGGUGCUGCUGUGCCAGAAGCUGGCGGAGCAGGAGCAAGCCAGAGACCUGUGGUAUGGCCUCAUCGUCUCGCCGCUGUUCAUCCUGCUGCAGCUGCUGAUGAUACGAGCGUGCCGCGUCAACUGAGGAGAGGCAGCUAGUGUAGUUGUGUUUUCACAUCACAGACAACACAGGAACAGAGCGCAAUCUUCAUCUGCCAUUAGAGAUUUAAAGCAUAACAAUGGUGUGGUUUUUGUUUUGGCUCAUUGCUACCUUUUUUUUUUUUUUUUUACAGAAAAAAACCCAAAACAAUUUGCCAUACACAUGUUCCCAGGUCCAUAAUGGAGUGUGUAUACAUUUGUGUUUCUAAUAGCUUCACAAUGAACUGAAACUAUCACUGCUCGCUUAAGUUAUAAUGCAGUAUUUCAGUAUACUGAAAAGUAUUUCACUUUUGGCCGCGUAGUGUAAACAUACUUAAUGCUACCCAUUGCUAUAGUGAACCUUUAAUUGAUUCUGAGGACUGAAUGGAAGCAAAUUGUAACUAGAAAAUGAAUAAUAAUAAUAAUAAUAUUUUCUAAGCUCCCUUUUCAUCAGGGUGGAUUAUGGCUGUAAGUUUUUGAUACUUUUAGGAAUACAAAAAGUCAGGGCAGUAAAUGUGUAUUUGGGACAUGGUGUGCCUUUAUAUUGUGCAAUCAAUGGUAGACAAUGAGCCAUGAGGAAAAUGUAUACCAGUUAUGUUUUAAUACACAUGUGCACACAUCACAUGUAAAUUUAAUAAACAGGUGAAACCGAAAGGCUGUAAUGCCCCAGGCACCUUUUUUGGGCAACAGAGCUCAAGGAGUUGCUGCAGCUUUAUUGCUUUUUCCCUUAGAAGAAGAAGACAUUGCUUGCCAGCACAACUUGGUUAGGUUUAUUAUCAUGUGUCUCACUUUGUUGCCUGUUACAGGGAGUGUUGCUCACACAACCCCAACCCCCAAGUUGCCUAGCUUGUCAAUUCCAUCAGUGAGAAUGGUCUGAGCAGCAAGAAGCUGGUUCUGAAACUUGCUGUCAGCUCACAGCCUCACCCCAAUGUAGAGGAACUGAAUGUGAUUUCCACAAGCAGUCAAUUGUGUGCACACGUCUUCCCUGAAUAUUGCUGUUUAUUUGUACAAUAUGUAAUGUAAUUUGAUUUGAGCGUGAUCCUACUUUGUGUAUGUGCUGCAUGUAUUUUAAGGCCUCAUUUUAAGGUUGUGAAAUUAUGUGUAAUAUGUAUAUGUUGAUUUUUGGAAAGAAAUUCCCCGAAUCUUAUUUAUGUUCUUGUUAUGGCACCCUUAUUGUCAUCUGUAUAUACAUGUAAAUAAACCAUCAACAUUUA
Messenger RNA from Sebastes umbrosus (honeycomb rockfish), 2031 nucleotides. RefSeq names its product transmembrane protein 203 (gene tmem203). The coding region runs from base 408 to 824 and encodes 138 amino acids. Gene Ontology annotation, biological process: intracellular calcium ion homeostasis. The record is from RefSeq and is a predicted model, not a curated record. The transcript is spliced from 2 exons. Gene Ontology annotation, cellular component: endoplasmic reticulum. NCBI's taxonomy places the organism in Eukaryota, Metazoa, Chordata, Actinopteri, Perciformes, Sebastidae.